Molecule: messenger RNA, 4030 nt
Organism: Mycena citricolor
Lineage: Eukaryota; Fungi; Basidiomycota; Agaricomycetes; Agaricales; Mycenaceae
Source: the annotation of a GenBank genome assembly
CCCAAAUGCAGUGUCUGUCUCGUCAAGUUCCCACUUGCCAUCCCUCUACCGCAAGUCAGUCAUCAGGAUGAUCACCAAGGUCCUCGUUGCCCUUGGCGGAACGCUUGGUGCCUUCGGGCUGUACGAGCUGCUGAAGCUGGUGUACCAGGAGUUCAAUUCACCCAUCAAGCAUCUCCCAGGACCCAAACCGACGCAUUGGUUCUACGGAAACAUGAGGGAUAUCUUCAGAGCGGAGGCUUCUGUGCUACACGAGCAGUGGGUGCAGGAAUACGGGCCGACGAUCAAGUACAAAGGGUUGUUCGGAAUGAGCCGGCUGUACACCGUGGAUGUCAAGGCUCUCAACCACUUCCUCACGAACAGCUAUAUCUAUCAGAAACCCAAGCAGUCCCGUUUCGCCCUUGAAAUGGUGGUCGGACCGGGUGUACUGGUGCAAGAACAGGACGAGCACAGGAGACAGCGCAAGAUCAUGAAUCCAGCUUUCGGACCACCUCAGGUCCGCGAGUUGACGAGUAUCUUUGUCAACAAGUCAUUGGAGUUGCGAGACGUUUGGGCAAAGCAAGCGAAUGCAGACCCUGUGGAACUGGACGUGAUACCCUGGUUGAACAAAGUGACCUUGGAUAUAAUCGGAUUGGCUGGCUUCAAUUACGAUUUCAACUCUGUCGCAUCGGACGAAGAGACAGAGCUCGCGGCUGCUUUCAAGACGAUGUUCGCAGCUGCCACGAGAAUCAGGCUUGUUGGUAUCCUGCAAGCUGUUCACCCAAUUUUCCGUCAUCUUACCGACGAAACAGGCAGGGCUAUGAAGAGGGCCCAGGCUACCAUGAAUAAGAUCGGAGAAAAGCUGUUGCAGGAUGCUAAGAAGGAGAUCGCGGACAGUGGGACUUACGAGAAGGGGACGCAGUCUAGGGAUCUUUUCUCACUCCUCGUUCGGGCUAACACAGCGAAGGACAUUCCCGCCAACCAGCGCUUGGAUGAUCUGGAUGUUUUGGCUCAGGUCCCCACCUUCUUGGUUGCCGGCCACGAAACGACGAGCACGGCUACGACAUGGGCAUUGUUCGCUUUGACGCAGAGCCCCGCAACUCAGACUCGGCUGCGCGAAGAGCUGUUGAGCGUGUCGACAGACAAUCCUACCAUGGAUGAAUUGAACGCCCUUCCGUAUCUGGAAUGCGUCGUUCGCGAGACAUUGCGCGUGCAUUGUCCCGUGGCUGCCACCGUCCGCGAAGCGGUCCAAGACGAUGUGGUCCCGCUGGCUGUGCCGUUCACUGAUGUCAAUGGCGCGGUACACGACACACUACAAGUGAAGAAAGGACAGACCAUCUUGAUACCCAUUCUGGCACUCAACCGCGACAAAGCCAUUUGGGGCGAAGAUGCUACGGAAUUUAUCGCUGAACGGUGGGAAUCUGGCAACAUAUCCAACUCGAUCCCCGGAGUUUGGGGACAUAUGAUGACGUUCCUCGGCGGUCCGAGAGCGUGUAUUGGCUAUCGGUUCUCUCUCGUCGAGAUGAAAGCGCUUCUUUUCACGCUGGUCCGCGCCUUCGAGUUCGAGUUGGCCGUGCCGAUCGAGGACAUCGGGAAGAAGUCAACUAUCGUUCAACGGCCUAUCUUGAAGAGCGAUCCUAAAGCUAAGCACCAGCUCCCGUUGAUCGUCAAGCCUCAUUCCGACGUUGUCAAUCAGGCACAAAGGAAAGCACACGAUCCCCCAUCCUCAUCGUUCAACUCAUCGACUGCCAUUGUGUGCGUUGCGGGCCAAUGUCUGCAAGGCACCUCGAAUACAUCCCUCGGGGUAUCUGUUUCCGCAUCAGAGGUGAACCAAAGUGUCAUUCUACUACCGGGCCAAUACACCGCGACGACGAACCCUCAACUCGUUCACGAUCUUCUCACUUCGCCUCACGCCUCGUUAAUACCGACGCCCGGCUUCGGCCUCAACUCGACGUCCUCACUCUCUCUUCCGCUGAACGUGGCGGUCUCGCCUGGCUUAUCCAUCUACUCCGACUCUCUCUAUUCUGGUAAAGCCGCCUUCAGCGUACUGCCCUCCGCCCCCGUCGGCAAUGUGUCCGUCCCACUCGCCGCGCAGUCGCUUGCCAUGUCUUCGAGCGUCUGGGCCGCUGUCUCGCUCGGCUCCAACGGACGCGUCGUGUUCUGGGACUCCAUCCCCGACACGGCCCAGCUCCCCAUCACCUCCACCUCGUCUAUGGCACUGCUCGACAUGCAGUCCUCGACCUGCUCCACGCCAUGCGCCAGCUCGGGCACCUGCUCGUCGUCGGGCACCUGUGUCUGCGCGCCCGGAUUCAACGGCACGUCCUGCGAGACCUGCGCUCCUGGAUUCUUCGGGCCCACGUGUCAAGCCUGUCCCGCAGGAUGCGCGGUGUGCGAUCAGGGCAUUACGGGGUCGGGACGGUGUCUCUCGCCGCCGUUCAAGAGUCCCCUGACGACGUGCAACUGCUUAAAUGGGGAGUGUGCCUCGGAUGGCACGUGUGCGUGUAACCCGGGGUGGGCAACCGCCUCCAACGGCACAGCUUGCGCGAAGUGUGCGCCUGGGUUUUUCGCCACGUCUAAUGGGGACUGUAAAGUCUGCCAGCUGGGAUGCACAACUUGUGCCGAUGGAACCGGGAACUGCAUCACCUGUGGAUCAAAGUACACCCAAGACCAGAACGACGCGACGAAGUGUACGACGCUCCCGAGCACCGCCAACGGCGUCACCUGCCCCGACGGCAGUUUCGGGAACGGGGCAACCUGCUCCGCCUGUUCCGCCUCUUGCGCGACUUGCACCGGCCCUACAUCCAACGAUUGCACGACCUGUACCUCUUCGCAUUACUUGACGAACAACGGCAGCUGCGUGACAGCUAGCAACACUGGAGUCUGCGAGGGCUCUAAUCUCAUUGCGGAUAAUAACAAGGGCGAAUGUGACACUUGCGGUGCCAAAUGCACGACCUGCGAGAUCAGCACUUUCAAUGUCGCUUCCACGUGGAGGCUCGUUCUCUCAAUGUCUGUCUUGUCCCUCAGACCGACCCGUGCUGAGCAACGGCCGAUGCCUUCCCACGUGCAACAAGAACCAGUUCUUCGAAACGUCUUCGAGUUCGUCUCAAGCCAAGUGUUGCGGGCCGGGACAUGUGUGUCUGCUGCUUGCACGAACUCGACGAGCGUCAUCCCUGGGCUCGGCUUGUGUUUGUCUGAUUUGGUGGUUGUGACCGAAGUUGCUGCCAAAAACACGACAAUCUCCCAGCCGACCAAGCCGACAACACCUACCCCACCUCCCGCCAAUACGACGACGGUUGUCAAACGGCCGCUUGCUUGGUGGGAGAUCCUGCUGAUGGCCUUGGGGUGUGCGUUCAUCUUCGUGCUCGUGAUGAUGUGCUUCCGCCGCCGGGCCCGCAACCGCCGUGCGAAGCGGACGGCCGCCUUUGCGACCUCCAAGAAACUGAAUCCCGCCACGAACUGGCGAUGGCGCCUGCUACGGUUUGGCGAAAAGCUGUUUGGGCACCGAGCCAGUCGGCGGGCGGUAGUUCCUCAGGCGGUGGCGCCGGAGUUCGAGAGCGAGGCCAUCAAGCUGAUGAAGAUUCGCAAUGCCGAGGAGGCGAGGCACCACAUGGAGAUGGAGAAGCUGGAGCUGUUCGGCGCAUACGAAUAUUCUCGCGCUGGAUCGUUGCACUCGCGGGUUGGAUCUAUUCAUUCGCGGUCGAGCACCACACCGUCUGUUCUCCCCCCGUUGAACGGUGGCAAGCGGAUCGCUCCGGACAACAUGACCCGUUCCUCGAUCUACUCGCAAGUGACCGGUAUCCCCCGAAACGCUCCGGAGCCGAGACAGCCCAUAAACAAGCUGGACCGGUAUCCCAGCAGUGCUGGAUCGUACAUGUUCCGCUCGGAGGACGCGCGAUUGGUCGAUGUCGAUCCGCCUUCCGGACGGCUUACGCCCGCUCAGGCCUACGCCGACAACUUUCGCCGGCCAUCGCCCCCGCCGAGUAGUCGGGGCGGAUACUGGCUCGAGCCAGUCAAGACGGGGACGUCCUCGAACAAUAACCCGUUCAGACGCUGA